Messenger RNA from Solanum dulcamara, 2050 nucleotides. RefSeq names its product probably inactive leucine-rich repeat receptor-like protein kinase At5g48380. Gene Ontology annotation, molecular function: protein kinase activity; ATP binding; protein binding. Bases 22 to 1809 code for a protein of 595 amino acids. The transcript has 2 exons. The record is from RefSeq and is a predicted model, not a curated record. Gene Ontology annotation, biological process: protein phosphorylation. Lineage: Eukaryota; Viridiplantae; Streptophyta; Magnoliopsida; Solanales; Solanaceae.
AUUCUUUUAAAUUACACCACAAUGGUGUCUAAAACAAAAAAUUUCACUUCCAAAAUGAGCAACUGCAACAUUCUUUACUUAGAACUACAAUUUUUCGUACUACUUUGCAGCUUUUCUCUAAGGUGCAACGCGGUGCAGAGUGACAUCGAUUGCUUGAUGUCGAUAAAAGAAUGGUUGGAAGAUCCCUUGAAGAUGUUGAAUAGUACUUGGAAGUUCGAUAAUCAGACAGAAGGUUUCGUAUGCAGAUUUACAGGAAUACAAUGCUGGCAUCCUGAAGAAGACAAAGUUUUAUCCAUUAGUCUUUCAGACAUGGGACUUAAAGGUAAGUUUCCGCGAGGCAUAAAAAACUGCACUUCUUUAACUAAUCUAGAUCUUUCAAGAAACGAGCUAUAUGGUACCCUCCCUUCGGAUAUAUCAAAACUAAUUGGAUUUACUGUAAUGGUUGAUCUCUCGAGCAACCAAUUUUCAGGCGUGAUCCCAAGUAACAUUGCAAAUUGCACUUUUCUUAAUUCCCUCAAAUUAGACCACAAUAAACUAGAAGGCCCGAUCCCACCAGAAAUUGGCUCGUUAGGUCGACUCAAGACGUUUAAUGUUGCCAACAACAUGUUGACAGGGCCAGUGCCAAGGUUUAUCAAUGGCACUUUUCCAACUGAAAUUUAUGCAAAUAAUACAGGACUUUGUGGUCCUCCUCUGAAAUUAUGUGUUGUAGAACGCGUAGUGAACCAUCAUGUACAGUUUGUUUGCGGUUUUGUGACAGGCUGGUCGCUUUUUACUUUACUUGGUAUAUAUCUUUUUUUCUUUGGUUUACCUGGUGUAAAGAAGAUGCUUCUAUUGAUCAAGAAGAGAACAAAGGUAAUGAUGAUUGAUGGAAAUGAAUGGCCUCAAGGAGAAGAAGUAAACAAUGGCCCAAAGAUUCUAAAGCUGGAGAAGAUUGUUACAAGAAUGAGUUUUAUGGAACUAUCAAAAGCGACUUCGAAUUUCAGUCAAGACAAUGAAAUUGGGAAUGGAAUGAUGGGGAAAGUGUACAAAGCACUGGUCCCAAAUGGAUUUACAGUUGCCAUAAAGAGGCUACAUGUUUCAGAGGAUUUGGAGGAAGAGUUUGUUUCCGAGAUCACAACUCUAGGUAGUUUGAGGCAUCCGAAUUUGGUAUCUUUAAUCGGCUUUUGUUCUGAGAGGGACGAGCGACUUCUGGUUUACAAAUACAUGCCUAAUGGAAACUUACAUGAGUGGCUUCAUUCAACCGACGACAAGGCAAGACUCUUGGACUUUACUCUAAGGCUUAAAAUUAUCGUUGGUGUCGCGAAAGCCCUGGAUUGGCUUCAUGAUGGUCCAAUUAUCCAUGUUGUGCAUAGUAACAUUAGCACACAAUGUAUCUUGCUCGAUGAAAAUUUCGAUCCCAAGUUAUCCAAUUUUUGGGAGGCAACACUCGCAAAAACAAAUGACAUAGAUUCAAACUUGAGUCUACUGCCAAUAUUUGAGUCUUUAGACUUUACAACAUACAAAAAAGAUGUCUAUCGAUUCGGGGUUGUGCUUCUCGAGCUUUUAACGGGGAAAGAAUCUUACGAAUUGAGCUGCUCGAGUCUAAAUUUAUCCAGCAGUUCUUUUGCUAGUCCUCUUGAUGUGGAUAAACUAUUGUUAGGCCAAGGAUAUGAUAAUAUGGUAAUGCAACUACUUGAACUUGCAAGUAACUGCAUGAAAUUCAUUCCGGAUCAAAGGCCAACAAUGCAACAAGUUUAUCAGACUGUUACUGCGAUUGCUCGAGUCCAUGACCAAACAGGGGACCCUGAAAAACAGUUGCACUUGAUCUAGAAGCAGGGGCGGAGCCACCAAAGGUACAAGUAGCUUUGGCUUAAACCACGUGUUUGUGUUGAAGAACCAUUUCAUAUGUAUAAAUAAUCUAUCCAGACUCAUCAGCUAAAAAUUCUGGCUCCGCCUCUGACUAGAAUCAUUAGCUUGGAACUUAUUUUCUAUGGUUUCUUCGUUUAGCAAGAAAUGUAUGUCUUCCUGAAUUGUUGUUUUCUAGAAUACAAUAACUAUACCUCAAUCCCAA